GCCUGGUCCACGUUGUGCCUCUGCAAUACAUAAGAUUUAAUUUUUCAAAAUCAUUUUGAUUGUUUUAAUAACCCCUCAGUUAAGGAUGCGUCCUUUAACGGACGAGGAGACGAAAACUAUGUUCGAGAAACUCUCUAAAUAUAUUGGAGAGAACGUCAAACUUCUCGUAGAUCGACCAGAUGGAACGUAUUGUUUCAGACUUCACAGCGACCGCGUGUAUUACAUUAGUGAAAAACUUCUGAAAUUGGCCACAAACAUUUCCCGAGAGAAACUCGUAUCUGUAGGUACCUGCUUCGGGAAAUUCACCAAGACUCAGAAGUUCCGCUUGCACAUCACAGCUUUGGAUUUCCUUGCUCCAUAUGCAAAGUUCAAAGUGUGGGUGAAGCCUGGAGCUGAGCAGUCUUUCCUGUAUGGGAACCAUAUCAUGAAGUCAGGCCUGGGGAGAAUAACAGAGAAUACAGCCCAGUACCAGGGUGUGGUCGUGUACUCUAUGGCAGACGUACCACUGGGUUUUGGAGUUGCAGCAAAGAGCACGCAGGAGUGUCGGAAGGUUGACCCCAUGUCUAUCGUGGUUUUCCACCAGGCCGACAUUGGCGAGUACAUCAGAAACGAGGACACUCUGACAUAAGAGGACUGUUAUUUACAGUUUUGUGUGACUGCAUUUUCACAUGUAUAUAAGAACAGUAGUAACUUCACACGAAAAACCCGUCUGCGAUACACAACAGUAUGGAUGGCUUAUUGUGACUGUAGAUCUUUUCUUUAACUGGUAUAUUAUCCUGAUUGGUGUUCAUCUCACACACACACACACACACAAAUGGCAUCAUCUAUGCUCAACAAGAACACUGGGAAUAUCAGAACUCAAGAAUCAGUGGACUAAUGCCACUGGCUCCUGUUAGCUGUUAUACAUGAAGACUGUAUGGUUUGGCUUUGUAAAGUGGUUUAUUGAAUGAAAUGUCUUUUCUUUGGAUUGGAUUGGUGAAUUAUUGUCUUCAUUGUUCCCUUCAGAUAAAAAUGGGACUGAAUACUUUUGACAGCCCAGAAAGAAGUAGUAUAUGGUCAUAGUUCAUAGUAGAUCACACGCUGCAAGGCUGAAUGCCCAUUCAUGCAAAUAUAUGUAUUUUGUUAUUACUCAUUCUGUUGUUCCAGUGAUAAAAAAUUGAGAGCAGUGAUGGCAGCUUGUGAGUCAUAUGAUGUCUGUUAGGGUCAGGGUUAGGGUAUUCUGAAGGGCAGUCAUGAAUUAGACAUUUGCUUACUCAUGUUUCUUUUUUUAAUGUAUUUAAGUUUUAAUGUAUUUGAUUAUGCAAAAAAAACCCAACACA
This is a messenger RNA of Chanos chanos (milkfish), 1319 nucleotides long. RefSeq names its product NIP7 nucleolar pre-rRNA processing protein (gene nip7). Gene Ontology annotation, molecular function: RNA binding. Gene Ontology annotation, biological process: ribosome assembly. The record is from RefSeq and is a predicted model, not a curated record. Gene Ontology annotation, cellular component: nucleus. The transcript is spliced from 5 exons. NCBI's taxonomy places the organism in Eukaryota, Metazoa, Chordata, Actinopteri, Gonorynchiformes, Chanidae. The coding region runs from base 86 to 628 and encodes 180 amino acids.